Sphaerodactylus townsendi is the source of this 3348-nucleotide messenger RNA. Its product is annotated as chondroitin sulfate proteoglycan 4-like. NCBI's taxonomy places the organism in Eukaryota, Metazoa, Chordata, Lepidosauria, Squamata, Sphaerodactylidae. The transcript is spliced from 7 exons. The coding region runs from base 1 to 2742 and encodes 913 amino acids. The record is from RefSeq and is a predicted model, not a curated record.
AUGGGGGUGCUGGGAGCCACGGCCUCUGAGGCAAAAGCGGGGAAGAGCAAGAUCAGACCACCCGAGAAACCCACGAAGCUCUUCAAUAGACGAAUUCCAGGUCUUGCGGACAUGCCCGAAGGCGGCACAGCCGAAAUUACUUCCGAGCUCCUCAGAAGCGAAGAUGAAGAUACCCCUCCGGAGGAAGUAUUCUAUUCCAUCAGGACCCCGGUCAACGGGAAAGUCGUCCUAAAGUCAUCCCCCCAAAACAGGGCCCUGCGGUUCUCUCAGUCUCAGAUAAACAGCCGACUUGUUCAAUUUGUACAUGAAGGAGCCCCGGAGGGAGGGUUUUCUUUCGAUGUGUCGGAUGGAGAGAACAUGUCCCCCGGACAUUUCUUUGCCGUGGUCGCCCACAGGAAGCCAACCAUCGCUUUGGAAAACAAGCAAGAUUUAACCGUUUGUCCAGGUUCUUCGUGGCCAAUCACAAGGCAGAACUUGAAAGCCACAGCCAAUGACGAAGCAGAGGCUCGGUCCAUAGUCUACAUCAUUGAACGGCCCCCAAAAUUCGGCAAGUUGGUCAAGAGCUUGAAGGGCAGCAAAGAAGAGGACUUGAAGAACUUCACCCAGGCAGAGGUGGACAAUGGAGAGAUCUUCUAUCAGCAUGACAUGCCAGACCGACCUUUCUGGCUUCUCCACGAUGCCUUUCACUUCCGAAUUUCUUCUCCGUCCACAACCACAGACCCGUACAUCCUCAGACUUUCCGUCUCGUUCGAAAUCAGCUGUCCCCGGCAUACCACUCAGCUGUGGAGAAACAAAGGUCUCGUGGUUCCAGAGGCCCAAAGUGCAGUGAUCGACACCUCUGUUUUGGAUGCUUCAAACCUCCUUGCCAAAGAACCAGAAUCCAAGAGAGCAGCAUACGAUGUGAUAUUCCUAAUUACGGAGCUGCCCCAAUAUGGGAGUUUAUCCCUCCCAGAUGGGCCUGUCAAUCGAAGGCACCCCUAUUUCCUGCAGUCCAACCUGAAAGAAGGUGGUCUGGAAUAUGCUCACCAUGGGUCUGGUCUUCUCGACGACCAUUUCAAAUUUAACGCCUGGCUCCGGGGCGCUGCUGUGGAAUCCCUUCAGCCUCCACAGAAAGGAGAGGAAGUGGUCAUUUCCGGAACCUUCAACAUAACAGUGAGCGACAGCAACGAGAUGCCACCAGAGCUGAUCACCCAAGGAGGGGUUCUACAGGUUCUCCACAAUUCUCCAGUGGUGCUCUCUCAAGAGUACUUGAACGUCAUGGAUCCUGAUAGUUCUCCGGGUGAAAUCCAGUAUGAGGUCCUCUCUGGGUCUUCCAAUGGCUUUGUGGUCAACGUACUCAAUAAACAAGUGCCUCUAACUCACUUUACCCAAGCAGAUAUCAAUGAUGGGCACCUCAUGUUCAUUGCCAAUAAGACUAACUCUCCGAGGACUUUAGACCUUUCCAUCUCUGAUGGACGCAACCCACCCAUCUUCACUUCUCUGGAAGUCAUGGUUCUUCCGGCGACCACAUGGGCAACCAACCAGACACCCUUGGAAAUUGCCCAGGAGGUGAAUAUGGCUCCGUUGUCCCAAGGUCACCUUCUAGGGGCUUCGGAACGAGGAGAUCCAAACACCUUCUAUAGACUUAUCCGGGAUCCUCAGUUUGGCCAAGUCCAAGUCCGUCAAAAGCCAGCUGGAGACUUUUCGCAGAAGCAGGUGGACGAUAAGGAAGUGACAUUCACGUUCACAGAUUUCACCUCCCCCAAAGAUGAGUUUCAGUUCAUCGCAACGUCAGGAGGGGUCAAUAUAUCAGGCACAGUGAAUGUAACAGUCAAGGCCUUGGUCAAGAGUCAGGAGGAGAUCCUUUGGCCAAGGGGGACCACCAUUGUACUCAACACCGACGUCCUUGAUGCAAGUGAAUUGGCCAACAGGACCAAGAGCGUUCCGGUUUUCAAGAUCCUCCGAGCACCCCGAGGGAGCCAUUUUGUCAAAGUCUUUAGAGACAAAGGGGACCAUCCCACCCCCAUCGAUGCCUUUGACCAGCGUGACCUCGAGAGAGGGAUGGUGGCGUUGGAAAUCUGGGACGAAGACUCACGGCCGGGUCUUCAACAGGACAGCUUCCAGUUCGAGUUGGUGGCCGAGGGAGUCCCACCUGCUUUGGCAUCUGUGACGUACAGCACGGAGGCCUUCAACUCCUCGACGACGUACGGGGCCACACUGCUCCACGCGCCUGACCUCCAAGACGGCCACCACCGCCCCGCGACCCAAAGUACUGCCCCUUCUUCCACGACACACGCAAGCUGGCUGCAAGGAUCAGAGGCCCCCGGGCAUGGCUCCAGCAAGCCGCCUGUGCGUCCGACCGCCUGGGCGGGCCACGGGGCCACGACCAGUGCGUCUCCCGCAGAAAAAGGCACGCUCCUCAGCUUCAUCGAAGCCAACAUGUUCAGCGUCAUCCUGCCCAUCUGCCUCAUCCUCUUGCUCCUGGCCCUGAUCCUCCCGUUGCUGUUCUACCUCCACAAGCGCAACAAGACCGGCAAGCACGACGUCCAGGGGACGCCCCCCAAGUACAAGAACGGGACCGUGGGCGACCAGGAGACCUUCCGGAAGACAGACCCCAACCAAGCCAUCCCUCUGAUGACCGUCAACACUCUAGAGGCCAAAGGGCCCGUCUCAAAAGGCCCGGCAGGGCAGCAAGACCCGGAACUUCUCCAGUACUGUAGGACAUCCAAUCCAGCCUUGAAAAAUAGCCAGUACUGGGUGUGAACACUGAGGCUAGGGACUAAGAACAAUUAUCUCCAUGUGGAGGACCAUAGCUAUACUGAUGUUCUAAGGGUCUUCUCGCUUCUUUCUUUCUUUCUUUCUUCUCCUUGCUCUCCUCUUUGCUGAAAUAUAUGAGACGGUCCCUGGGAGAUAAGUACGUGGGUUCUCUCGUCUCAGUUUCCUCAAAGACUGGCCGAUCAGCAGGGAAAUCCAAUGAAGCAAACGGGAUUCAGACCGGUCUCUGUGUGCACGCGCGGGAUUCCGAGGGAGUUGCGGAACGUGGUGCGGGAAUCCGCUUUCUCAGAAUUUCAGCUUUGCUUUCUUUUCUUUUUUUAAAAAAGGAGAGAGUCCUUCUGACUGUAAAGGAAUGCCGGAAAGUAGGUGAGCGAUCCAAAAUCUUGGAGCCUGCCGAGAGGAACUGAAUUAAGAAUUCCAGUGGUUGGGGCGCAGAGGGGGGAGCUUCAAUGGCUUGGAAUAUUUCCCCCCCCCCCCAUAAUUAGCAAAGCCAGAAUAACUGUUUUGAGUUAUCAUGAGAACAUAAGAACAAGCCGGCUGGAUCAGACCAGAGUCCAUCUAGUCCGGCACUCUGCUACUCGCAGUGGCCCACCA